AUGAGUGUAUAAAAAUAAAAAUGUUCUUGGAAUAAUAAAUGUGAAUUGCUAAAAGAAAGUACAAUUAAAAAUACACUAUUAUGCGAUUAUCAUGACAUUGCUGUCACUCCGUAUACUUGCUAAUAACUUAAAUCUGGAUUAUGUAAAAUAUCUUGUAAUUAAGGCAUGAACUCAGGAUUAGAAGGAGAUUAUAGAUGUGUUGAAGUAAGAAUAGAUCAAUUAUCAACGAUAACUUGUAAUCAACCAGGAUUAAAUGAUUAAGCAUGUCUUUCUAUAAUAACAGAGGAUUAAUAUUGUGUUUUUUUAGAUGAUCAAUGCAAAUCAAUUGAACCAAAGUAAGUUUUUUCAUGCAAUUAAUUAAAUAAAAAUGCUUGUAUAUCUGCAAUGAAGCAUAAUUAACAAUAAUUAUUAUGUGAAUGGAUAGAUUCAUCAUGUAGAAUAUAUAAAUAAAAUGAAUUUAAAUGCUAAACAAAAAAUGAAGUCAAUUGUUUAGUUUGUGCAUCAUCAUAGUAUCUUUGUAUGUUUGAUGAAAAAUAAAAAAAAUGUAAAAGUAUUGAAAUGCAUGAAAUAAAUGGAUUAGGAUGCAAUACUCCUGGAUUAUCAAAGAAAGCAUGCCUUAAAAUAACAUCAUAAAAUUGUUCUUUCUAAAAUGGGAUUUGUUAAUAAUUAAAUUAAGAUGAUCUUACAUAUUAUAAAUGUAAUAUGGAUUUAAAUGAAAAGGCUUGUGUUAAUUUGAAGACAAAUUCUUAAUUUUGUCUAUGGAAUGGAAAUAAUUGUUAAGAAUUAUUUAUUAAUUAAAAUAUUGAUUGCCCUUUAUAUGUAAAAAAUUCAUCUAUAAAAAUGAAUGGAAAUGUUUGUUAAGCAAUUUCAAAACCAAAUGUUUUGUGUAAAUAUGACCAUAUUAAUAAUGUAUGCAUUAAAAGUUCAAUUAAUGAUUAAUGUAACACUCCAUUUCUUAAUUAAUUUGGAUGUGUAAGUAUUUUAAACUCUAAAGAAACAUGUUAAUGGACUGUUAAUGGAUGUCAAUUCGUAGUUAUAGUAUAGUAAUUAACAACUUGUGAAAGUUUAGGAUAUGCUAAUCCAAAUUCAUGCUCCUAAAUUUAUGAAAAUGAUAAUAUAGGAUGCUAUUUUGAUAAAAAUAAACAGUAAUGCACAUCUAUCUUAGUAAAUUCUGAUGAUAAAUUAAUAAAACAGUUAUUGAAUACAAUCAAAUGUGAUACUUUUUCUCUCGGGCUUAAUAAAGUAAUGUGCGGUUCUAUCACUACUGAAUAAACUCCAUGCAGAUGGUUUCAAGAAUAAUGUGUAUAUUUAUCUAAAAGAAGCGAUAUAGCAGAUGUACCAUGUUUACAUCUAUCGUAUUCAAACUAUUAGGCUUGUGCUUUAGCUUCAUUUCAAAAUGAACCAUGCAGGUAUCUUGAAAAUUUAAAAGGAUGUGUUAAUAAUAUUUAAAAAUUCACAAAAUGCUAUACAAAGGGAUUGAACAAGUUUGGUUGUGAAUUAUCUGUUGAUAAAUGUUAUUAUGAUAAAGUACAAUGUAUUAAAGCAUAAGAAAUUGAUAUUAUCAAUGAUAAUUCUAAUAAUCAGUAGGCUAAUUCUUCAAUAAUAAAAAUAAUAUACAAUUCUUCAUAACUAUGCAACACUAAAUUCAUAACAAAAAUUGAAUGCUCAUCAAUUAUUACUAAAGGAUAAUUAUGUGCUUGGUCUUUUACAACCAAUUCUUGCACUUAAAUUUCUGUCGAUAAUAAAUAUUGCUAAGAAUUUGGGUAUUUAAAAACAAUUGUUAAUCCAAAUGUUUGUGCAUCAAUAAAUUUAGAAACUCCAGAAUAUUGCAGCUUUGAUUUUAUUUAAAAUAGCUGCAAACUCUAUAAUGAACCAUGUACAACCAAAUGUUGCACUGAUAAGAAAUUAAUUGGAAUAAAUGCUAAUUCUUGUAGUAGGUUUUCAAGUAAAAAUUUAGGUGAUUAUUGUUAUUUCUAUGAUCUUAAGUGCUAAGAAUUAACUCUCUAACAGGUUGAUAUUUCUGAUUCAAAUUUGGUUAAAUAAUUCUAUAAUGAUAAUAAGUUACCUUGUACAUCAAUGAAUAUUAAUUCCUGCCAUAUGAUUGAAUGGUCAACUUCUUAACUUUGUUAUUAUAAUGGAGAUGCUUGCUUGAAUCUUAAAUUUUCCAAAAUUAAAAAUUUAAUGAUUCUGACCUAGUAUCCUAUAAUUUUAAAUGAAUAUUCCUGCUUAGCAAUAGAAGCGAUGUUAACAAUCUAUAAUAAAUAAAAAUAUUUCUCUUAUGAUAUGAAUAUAAAAAGAUGUAAAUUACUGACUAUUACUUCUUAAUUUCCAUUUGCUGAAUGUGAAGAUGCUUAUGGAAAUAAAAAUUUAUGCACUAGAUAUACCGGGAACAACUUUUGUAAAUGGGACUUAGCUAAUUUAAAAUGUACCACAAUAUCUUAAGAUGAAAUAGGCGAAAUUUAGACCUGUAAUAAUAAUUUAAAUAUUAAGACUUGCAUGGAGAGUAAAAAAUUAAACUGUUUUUUUUCUUAUGAUGAAGAUUUAUGUAUUUAAGCACCCUCAGAUGUUGAUUGUGAUUACUUUAAUCAAAAAGGAUUAGUCUCCGAUUCAGUAUGCAAAUAUAUUAGCGGGCCUAGUUAACUUUGCGAAUAUUCUGAAUAGGAUAAAACUUGCAUAAAAUCAGAAACCUUAUUUGAUAGUUGCGAUGUUUCAGCAAGGAAUGCAAAUAACAGAGUAUGUUAUAAUAACACAAAUGGAAAUUGUAGAUGGGAUACAUCUGCUUUAAAAUGUUAUGAAAAUUAAACAGAAAUUGGAGAACUCAAAUGUAGUGAUUAGUUAAACAAAAUUCUAUGUGUACAAGUAGUAAAAGAGGCAUGUAUGUGGGAUGAUGUUAAAUAUUAAUGUUAAGUGUUUAUCCCAAAAACAUCUUAAGAAUUUGAAAAUUCAAAUAAUAAUGUAAAUCAUCUUUAUAAUCAAAAAGCUUGUUUAUUGAUUUCAGGAGCUGGAUAUUUUUAUAACAAAGAAACAAAAAAAUGUAUGAAAAUGGAUGAAACUAUUAAUAAUCUUAGUUGUGAUCAAUAUUAAUUGAAUUAAUAUGCUUGUUUAUAUUUAACAAGAGGUACUCCUUGCUUUUAUGAUUAAAAUGAUCAAUUAUGCAAGAUUUUUGAAGAUGAAUAGUCAUAAUGUAAUACUUCUAAUUUGAUCAAUAUUGAAGUCUGUAUGAAAAUACCAGUUGCAUGUGUUUUUAAUGAAAGCACUCUAUAAUGUCAACCAUUCAAUGUAGAACAAACUAUGACUUGCACAUAAUUAUUCAACUAUUCCAAAAAUAAAAUCCAUCAUAACAAAAUUUCAUGUGCUUCUAUAAGUCCUAAUUUAACAGAAGUAUUUGAGGAGAAAGAAUGUUCUCAAGAAAAGGAAAAUUUUUAAAAAUGUAGAUUUGAAAAAUAUUGUUAUUGGAAAGAAUAUACAUGUUAGGUUUAUAAACUAUUAGUUGAUUAUUUUGAGACUGGGAGAUCAAAAGCCUAAGAAAGUAGUACUUGUCCAAAUGUAGAAGAAGUGAAUACUUGCCCUACAGAAGUCUUCUAGGCCAAUUCAAAUUUGUAUUAAAGGAAUAAACCAAAUAUUAUUGUGAACAGUUCUUGGGCAUAAAAAAACUAUUCCUGCAGAUAAUAAAUUUUAUUUACAAUUUAUGAAUAUACCUUUACCUCAAUAUAAAAUCCUUCAGAAACAUGUAGAGUUUAAAUUUGUGCUUAUUCUUAAUAAGAAUUUUGUUUUAGUGAAGAUCCUUUUGAAAUUGUUGAGACCUAUAUUGAUUUUUCAAAUGAUUAAGUAAACACAGCUGCUUAGGUAUCUUUAGAAAAUUUAAGAGAUACAUCAUUAAAUUUUUGUGAUACCCAAUUUGAACCUCCAUAUGAUCAAAUUCUUUCAGAUAAUUGUACUUAAUAGGAUAAUUAUGCCUUUACUCCUUGGUGCAUGUUAAUAAAAAAUAUCAGUAGAGUUUGUCAUUAAUCUUUUUCAUAAGCUCUAUGUUAGUAAUUAGAUAAAGUAGGAUGCUUCUUUGAUAUAAAUUAGGGAGGCUGUAAUUAAUUAAAAAACAAUGAACAUAAGAUACCAAAUUGCGCAAGCAUUUCAAAUAAUUGUUUUAUAAGUUAAAGCUCGAAUGCCAUUUGUUAAAAUGGACCUUUGAUAAAAUAACCAGGUCCUUCAUGUUUGAGUAUCCAAGAAGAUCAAUAAACCUGUGAAAGCGCUAGUAAUUAAUUAUCUAGUUUUUCUUGUAAUGAAAUCAGUGAAUCUAAUGCUUAGCCAAUUUUAUGUGCACUUGCUAUAGAUUAAUGCAGAUUUGAUGGCAUUAAAUGCACUAAUAUUUUGCCCAUUCCUUGUAAUUGCGAUAAAAGUUAUAGUAAAGUUUUAUGCGAAUAAUGUGGUUGCGAUUAUAUUUUUUUAGGAUAUUGUUAAAAAAAGAGUAGCAUGUUGUAUCCUUAAUUAAAUUAGGAUUGUUCAAAUAAAUAUUAUUUAUGUUAUGAAGUCAACACAUUUACCAGAGCUAAUAAGUAAAAGGCUUGUGGCUUAGUUGAUUAAGCAUGUAAAUUCACAGAUAAAUGCGAAGAUGCCACUCAUUCUACUUGUAAGGAAUUAAUUGGGUUAACCGUAUCUUAAUAGGCUUGUGCAAGAUGCACUGGUUUAGCAAUGUAGUAUAAUUCAAUCGAUUAAAAAUGCUAUCCUAUAGCCUAAAAUAUAAGUUAAUGUGAAAAUCUUAAUAAAGAAGCUUGCCUCUCUUUUUCCACAAAUAUUUAUUGUUAAUGGCAGAAAUCUCUAUCUUUAAAAUGCAAUUAAAAGAAAUAUGAAUUUACUUGUAAAACCAUUUCAGCUAUUUCGACAACAGAUUAAAUAGAGUGUUCAAAGUUAAAUUAUGAAAGUUGCAAUAGAGACUAAAUGAAUUUAUGCUGGUUUAAUCCUGAGAGUAAAUUAUGUGAGAAAUAUAGUCCAUUGAAAGGGAAGUGCUUACUUUAUAAAAAUAAAUCAACAUGUAUGUUGUCUAUGGUUGAAUCAUGUAAAUGGAAUGUUUAAAUAUGUUAAACUGAAUCAAAUCCACAAUAAUGUAAUGGAUUAAAUAAAUAUGGUUGCUUGAAUUUCUAAUUAUCACCAUGUGUAUGGUCUGAUAAUUUAUUAAGAUGUGAAUUAGCUUAAUUCUCUAAUAAUCAAAUGAAUUGUACUUAAUUUUUAGAAAACUAAAGUGAUGUGUCACAUAUGAAUGCUUAAACUUGUACAUAAAUAGAAGGUGAUUAAAGUUGCAUUUUGGGUAACAACCACAAAUGUAGACAAAUUUUAGAACCUUAAUUUUAUGAUUGUGAAACUUAAGGAUUAAACAAAAACGCUUGUCUAUCAAAAACCAAGAAUUCUUGUGCCUUUAUUAAUAAUAAAUGCAUUUCCUUCUCAAAUACUAAUCAAGGUUGUUAAACAUAUUUAAAUGAAGUAGCUUGUUUGAAUUAAGAUGCAAUAUGCAAAUUUAAUCAAGGCUUUUGCUCAGACUUCAAAUUCACUUCUGUUUUUGACAUUCUUUAAACUAGGUUUGCCCCUUAUUCAAUAAAAGUUUGCUACGUUUUUGAUGAUUAAAUAGGUUUAAUUUAUAGUGUCAUCUAAAAGAGAUGUGUAGUUUUUGAUAACCUAAAAAUAAAAUUGACUGACUGCUCACAAUUUGUAGAAUAGUUUUGUGAAUAUAAGGAAAAUAAAUGUUAAUACAUUAACCCUUCAGAUAUUGAUCUUUGCUUGAAUACAUUAAAUUCAUUUGCAUGCACUCAAUAGAAUAAUGUAUUAUGCAAAUUUUAAAAUAAUUAAUGUUCUACAUUCAACGAGACAAGUGAUUUUAAUUGUGCCUUAUAAUCGUUUAAGUAUUUGACUAAUCCAAAAAUAUGUUAUGCAGAUAAAAAAAAUCCAUGUAGCUUUAAUAGUAAAACAAAAUAAUGUGAAUUAUUAGAGGAAAAGUCAAAACAAUAGUUGACAUGCAGUUAGUUCAAUAGGAAAGCUUGUAUUUUUAAUUCAUAAGAAUUGGUUUGCCAAUUUAAUGAAAUCGAAAAGAUGUGUGAAAGUUCAUUUGGAUAUUCAAUUUGCACAGACUCAAUAAAUAAAAACAAAUGUUUAGCCAUUAUAACUAAGGGGCAAUACUGUUAAUUUAAUGAAAUUGAUGGUUGUCAACAACUAGAUAAAUCAAUUGAUAUUAAAAUUUGCUAAAAUCCAAUAUAAACGAAUCCUUAUACUUGUUCCUAAAGCUCAGAUGUUCCUUGCUUGUAGGAUAAAAGAAAAAAAUUGUGUGCUGAAUAUAAGCCGUUUGAUAAAAUCAAUAAUAUUGAUGAUUAAUCGAUUUUUUAAAGCUAUACAUUAUCAAACAUAAAUUCCUUUAACAAAAUGACUUGUGAGCAAUUUAAUUAAGAAAUAUUGAUGAAGGACUCUCAAGCAAUUAUAAGGGAUGUUCUUAUUUUUUGGAAGGAGUCUUGCAUAUAAAUAUAGAGUGUAUAAUUGUUCUACUUAACUUGCGAUUAAAAUCUAAACAGAAACGCAUGCAUAAGUAUCAAAACUCAAUUUUAAUACUGCUAAUAUAAAAAUAAAAAAUGCAUAAAUGUUGAUUUAAAAGAUUUUAUAAAUACACCUUGCGAAUCUAUUUAAAAUAUAAACUCAGGAGCUAUAUGUGCUAUGACCACAGAUGUUGCUUGUGAAUUUGAUCCUUAUCAAUACAGUUGCAAAAGCAUAAAAUUUGAUUCUUCGAGUAUUCAACAAAUUGGAUGUGUUGAGAAAAAUCCUGAAUAAAAAGGUUAUAAUAAGCUAGCUUGUAUUUUAGAUUAGAGCAAUUGUGUUUUUAAUGGACAAUGUUAUAAAAUUAGCAAGGUCAAUAUUCAAUUUUGUGAGGAUGCUAUAAAUAUAAUUUAAUGCUAACAAGUAUAAAUAGAAGGGUGUGUUUUUUAAUUGAAUAAAUGUAUGAAGAUUUAAGUAUCUGAUUAUUAUUUGUUGACAUGUGAAUCAGCUAUUAACAAGAUAGGAUGUAUUAAUAUUUAAAAGGAAGGACAGUACUGCUAAUAUGUGGAUAAUCAAUGUUUGUUCCGUGAUUUAAUGGAUAUAAGAUAUAUGGAAUGUCUAGAAAUCAAAAAUAUCAACCACUACUCUUUUUGUGAAUUUCCUCGAGAUGUGGGAUGCAUUUAUGAUUUUAAAACAUAAUCUUGUUAAAUUGUACCUUUUACAGAAGAUAUAAUAUGUUAAAGAGGAAUCAAUAGGAUAGCAUGCUUAACAUAAACAAUUCAACAACUAAAUUGCCAAUUUAUUGAUUAUUGUUAUGAUCCUAAUUAUGGAAUUUAAAAAUGUACUAAUCCAAAUAAAAGUUUAUGUUGUAGAGAGGCAGGUUCAAUAGAAAAUUGUCUCAAUUAAUAUUUAUAUCAAUGUUAGUGGAUUAAUAAUCAAUGUUAGAGUUAUUCAGUUAGUUAAGACUCUAUAUGCGAUGACAUCUAGAACUCAAGUUUACUUGCUUGUAUUUCUAUAACGGAUAAAUUUUGCAUUUAUGAUUCAAUUAAUCAUAAAUGCAACUCUAUCAUACCUACAUCUUGUGAUUAAUUGUAAUCACCCAAUUAAUGUAACAGGAUGAUUACUUUACCUUGCAUUUGGAAUGAAUAAGAUCAAUAUUGCAUGUAUCUUGAAAGUAGAGAUGUUAAAGAUGGUUUAAUUUCAAUGAGAAGUUCAGCCUCAAUGAAUUGUGAAGAUAUAACAAUUUAGAAUGGAAGUUAGAGGGCUUGCAUGAAUAUUGUAAAAUAAGGGUAAAUGUGUAUAUUUUAAGAUAAUUAAUGUAAUGCAUUUGUGUAAGACUAAACCUAGAAUAAUUGUUUAAAUAAUAUUAAUGUUAACUCAUGUUUAUAGUAAAAAGUAAGUGAUUGUUAUUGGGAAGUAAAAUUAUUUAAAGUUAAGAAGACUCUGGAGGGAACUGAGUCAGAAUAAAACUAUGGAAGCUGUGUAAAAUUUGAUAAAUUUGAUAAUUAUGAUAAAUAAGUAUUAAAUGAUUGCGAUUCAAAACUUAGCUAUACAUCUUGUUUAAAAAUUAUAAGGGAAGGAGUAUUCUGUAGAUGGUAAAAUAAUUAGUGUUAACUUAUUGAUGAUAAUGAAGUAAUUAUUUUUUAGCCUUCAUAUCUGAAAGAAGUUAAUCAAAAUGCAUGUGGUUUAGUUAAUAAUGGAGAUAUUGUAAAAUAUGAUUAAAAUAUGAAUUUCUGCAUUCAAAUUCAGGAUCAUUCAUCUGUAACAUGUAUUACGGAAGGAUUAAAUAAAGAUGCUUGUCUAAAUAUUAAAUUUUAAAAUUGUUAUUGGGAUAUUACAAGAAGAAAAUGUAGACUUGGAAAACCUGCUCUUGAUAAUAAGUAAAAUUCUUGUCAAUUUAAAAAUUUAUCCUCUUAUUUAUGUUCAUAAUUGAAAUUAGAUUAACCAUGUGGAUUUAUAAAAGAUGGAUGUGAUUUCGUUGACUUAGAUUAAAUAAUAUGUAAUCAUGAGGGAUUGAAUCAAUAUGCAUGUCUUCAUGUUAAAAAUUAUCCUUGCAUUUGGACCAAAAAAAAUGAUGAAAAAUAUCAAUGUGAGGAUUAUUCUUAUUAUCUUCCUUGUGAUUAAAUACCAUCAAAUGUCAAUCCAAAAGUAUGCUCUAUUAUAAGAGAAGGGGCUUGUUAUUAUAAUGAAUAGAAUUUCAAAUGUGAAAUUCCAAAUAAGAAUUAAACAAGUUGUGAAUUGAAUGGAUUAAAUAUUAUUGGAUGUGUUUAAAUUGAAAAUUGUUAUUAUGAUUAAAAAUGUUAGCAUUUAAAUAAACACAAUUAUUUAUGUGAAGAAUUUCCUAUAGCUAAUCAAUUAAUUUGCAAAAAUGCUAUUGAUUCUUGUAAGUAUUAUGAAUUUUAAUAUGGAUGUUAAGUUGCUUAAAAUGAAGGUUGUUCUGAUGAAUCACUAAGUGAUUAAGGGUGUUUAAAUUAACCAAAUUGUGUACUUUAGGCAGAUGGAUGUAAAUGCAGAAAGUUUAUUGAAACUUAUGAUUGCACUUAAAUUACAGAUAUUGACAAAUGUAAAUUAUAAAAUCAUUGCAUUGUUCAAUAUUAAUAAAAUAUCAUAAAUUUAACUGGUGCAAACAAAAAAAGUGUUAGGAUUAUUUUUAUGAUUAAUGUGAUGGUAAAUCUAUAUUAAAGUCAAUUUUGUUAUUGGAGUCAUUCUAAUCAAUGUUUACCAGCCUAAAAUUGUGAAGAUAUUCUCUAACCUUUUCUAUGA
Paramecium tetraurelia is the source of this 9270-nucleotide messenger RNA. RefSeq lists its product as uncharacterized. The record is from RefSeq and is a predicted model, not a curated record. The transcript is spliced from 3 exons. Lineage: Eukaryota; Ciliophora; Oligohymenophorea; Peniculida; Parameciidae.